Adineta ricciae is the source of this 357-nucleotide messenger RNA. The record is from the annotation of a GenBank genome assembly. Lineage: Eukaryota; Metazoa; Rotifera; Eurotatoria; Adinetida; Adinetidae.
AUGGCUCAUUCAGUGAAAACGUUUCAAUCACAUAUCUUCCUCGUAGAUCUAUCGUUACCCGACACUGCUGAUCAACUUCAAGGAAAAGUUGCGGAGAUUCUGACUGCUUUUCAGACCGGCGCACUUACUCACUGUGAUCUUGAUAAAAAUUACAAUGACAAAUUGUGUUUGGAAUAUGAACUGAAUGUUUCUUCUGAGUAUUUAACAACUAUCGACGAAUGGAAAUUCAAGGAAGAAUCACAAAAAUUUUAUCCUCGUCCAAAUGAAGAAUGGGAAGCGAAUGAUAGUUAUUUCCCACGGUUCGAGCAUCUUCAACGGUUGACUCUACCCAGUGGUUCGUAUUCGACAAAGAUUUAA